CUGUUUCUGGAGCAGCCUUUUGUCAACGCCACGCUCGUGAACGGAAGCCUUCGGAAAGUCUGCAGCCUGCCUCGUUUCGUGGAUUCCAAUGAGUGGCUGGCAGUUAACACAUUCGACUUCUUCAUGCACACCAACUUUUUCUACGAUGCUGUUGCCGAAUUCUGCGACGAGGCCGGAGAGUGUGCUGUCAUGAACGGUGGCCCGAGCUUCGAGUAUACCUGGACGGAUAGCCAGAGGCGAACAGUCAAGCUCUCGGCGCCGCAGUACGUGGACUCGGCCAUGUCGUGGAUCCAGACGGUGCUGUACGAUGAGCAAAUAUUCCCAACCAAGGGAACAAACCCGUUCCCGAAGGAUCUCCAGAACACCCUCCGAGCCAUCUACAAGCAUCUCUUCCGGAUCUUUGCGCACAUCUACCACUGCCACUACGACAAGAUCCUCCACAUGUCGGCCGAAGGCCAUCUCAACACCCUCUUCGCACAUGUGAUCUGUUUCGGACGGGAGUUUGAUCUCCUCGACAAGAAGGAGCUGUCGCCCAUGAGCGAGUUUAUCACGGAGCUGGAAAAGUCGGGUCGCAUCUGA
Molecule: messenger RNA, 579 nt
Organism: Polychytrium aggregatum
Lineage: Eukaryota; Fungi; Chytridiomycota; Chytridiomycetes; Polychytriales
Product: Mob1/phocein
Exons: 5
Biological process (GO): cell division; signal transduction; positive regulation of protein phosphorylation
Cellular component (GO): cytoplasm; nucleus
Molecular function (GO): protein kinase activator activity
Source: RefSeq, a predicted model, not a curated record